GGAACAGAAGUCAGAGAACUCUCUUGGAAAACUCUCCCAACUAGGAGACAAACUACCUUUUCCUGCUCUCCUCACUUGCUGCAGGAACGAAACGACCGCCACCCUUCCUCUGACUGACCACAGGAUGGAAGGCCAGGGCAGGAGCUGACCAGCGCCGCCCCUCCAGACUCAGGAGGUGGAGAUCCCCCUCACCCCAAUCCAGCCAAAUUGACACCCAUUUUCUCCUCCCUCUGCCCCUAUAUUACCGACACCCCCUCCUCUUUCCCCUUUCCCUCCUCCCUAAAGACAGGGGUGGAGAAAAGGGGAGUUCAGGUCGUCAUGACUGAGCUGAAGGCAAAGAAUCCCCGGGCUCCCCACGCAGCGGGCUGCGCUCCCUCGCCCACCGAGGUCCAAUCCCCCCUGCUGGGUCGUCCGGACGCUGGCCCGUUCCAGGGAACCCAGACCUCAGACACUUCGCCUGUAGUUUCGGCCAUACCCAUCUCCCUGGAAGGUCUGCUCUACCCUAGGUCGUGCCAGGGUCAGGAUCCCCCAGACCGGAAGACGCUGGAUCAGCAGUCGCAGUCAGAGGUGGAGGGCGCGUACUCGGGAGUUGAAGCCACAAGGGGUACAGGAAGCUGCAACUCUAGAGUCCCAGAAAAAGACAGCGGGCUGCUGGACAGUGUUUUGGACACGCUUCUGGCGCCCUCGGGGCCCGGGCAGAGCCAAGCCAGCCCUCCCACUUGCGAGGCCACCAGCCCUUGGUUUCUAUUUGGCCCAGAACUCCCCGAGGACCCCCGUAGUGCCUCCGGUACAAAGGGGGUAUUGGCCCCGCUCAUGAACCGGCCUGAGAGCAAGUCUGGAGACUGCUCCUCUGGGACAGGAACAGUCCAUAAGGUGCUGCCUAGGGGCCUGUCACCAUCCCGGCAGUUGCUGCUCCCGACCUCUGGAAGUCCCCAUUGGCCCGGGGCCUCAGUGAAGCCAUCUCCGCAGCUAGCUGCUGCGGCGGAGGUGGUGGAGGAGGAUGGCCCCGAGUCCGAGAGCUCCACCGGUCCACUUCUGAAGGGCAAACCUCGGGCUCUGGGAGGCACAGCGGCCGGAGGAGGAGUCGCACCCAGUGCGCCUGGAGCGGCUGCAGGAGGCGUCACCCUUGUUCCGAAGGAAGAUUCCCGCUUUUCAGCGCCUAGAGUCGCCUUGGCAGAGCAAGAUGCGCCGGUGACGCCCGGGCGCUCCCCGCUGGCCACCACAGUGGUGGAUUUUAUCCACGUGCCUAUCCUGCCCCUCAACCAUGCCAUCCUGGCCGCCCGAACCCGGCAGCUGCUGGAAGGGGAGAGUUACGACAGCGGGGCCGCGGCUCCCAGUGCCUUUGCCCCGCCGCGGGACUCGCCCUCGGCCUCGUCCACUCCGGUUCCUUGCGGUGACUUCCCUGACUGCACAUACCCGCCGGACUCCGAACCCAAAGAUGACACAUUCCCUCUCUAUGGCGACUUCCAGCCUCCAGCCCUGAAGAUCAAGGAGGAAGAGGAAGGCGCGGAGGCCGCCGUGCGAUCCCCGCGUCGGUACCUAGUGGCCAGUGCCAACUCUGCCACCUUUCCGGAUUUCCCACUGGCGCCGCCGCCGCGAGCUCCCUCAUCCAAACCCGGGGAAGCCGCGGUGGUGAGCACAUCCGCCAGUGCCACAGUCUCGUCGGCGUCCUCCUCGGGGUCGACCCUGGAGUGCAUCCUGUAUAAAGCAGAGGGCGCGCCGCCCCAGCAGGGCCCAUUUGCUCCAUUGCCCUGUAAGCCUCCAGCCGCUGGCGCCUGCCUACUCCCAAGAGAGGGCUUGCCCUCCACCUCCGCCUCUGCUACCGCCACCGGGCCUCCACCUGCGCUCUACCCUCCACUGAGCCUCAACGGGCUGCCGCAGCUCGGCUACCAGACCACUGUGCUUAAGGAAGGCCUGCCACAGGUCUACCCACCGUAUCUCAACUACCUGAGGCCAGAUUCAGAAGCAAGCCAGAGCCCACAGUACAACUUUGAAUCACUACCUCAGAAGAUUUGUUUAAUCUGUGGGGAUGAAGCAUCAGGUUGCCAUUAUGGUGUCCUUACCUGUGGGAGCUGCAAGGUCUUCUUUAAAAGGGCAAUGGAAGGACAGCAUAACUAUUUAUGUGCUGGAAGAAAUGACUGCAUUGUUGAUAAAAUCCGCAGAAAAAACUGUCCAGCAUGUCGCCUUAGAAAGUGCUGCCAGGCUGGCAUGGUCCUUGGAGGUCGAAAGUUUAAAAAAUUCAAUAAAGUCAGAGUUAUGAGAGCACUGGAUGGUGUUGCUCUCUCUCAGCCAGUGGGCAUUUCGAAUGAAAGUCAAGCCCUAAGCCAGAGAAUCACUUUUUCACCAAGUCAAGAUAUUCAGUUGAUCCCCUCACUGAUCAGCCUGUUGAUGAACAUUGAACCAGAUGUGGUCUAUGCAGGACAUGACAACACAAAACCGGACACCUCCAGCUCUUUGCUGACCAGUCUUAAUCAACUAUGUGAAAGGCAACUUCUUACAGUGGUCAAGUGGUCUAAAUCACUACCAGGUUUUAGAAACUUACAUAUUGAUGAUCAGAUAACUCUCAUUCAGUACUCUUGGAUGAGCUUAAUGGUGUUUGGACUAGGAUGGAGAUCCUACAAACAUGUCAGUGGGCAGAUGUUAUAUUUUGCACCUGAUCUAAUACUAAAUGAGCAGCGGAUGAAGGAGUUGUCCUUCUAUUCUUUAUGCCUUACCAUGUGGCAGAUCCCACAGGAAUUUGUCAAGCUUCAAAUUAGCCAUGAAGAAUUCCUCUGUAUGAAAGUAUUGCUACUUCUUAAUACAAUUCCUUUGGAAGGACUAAGAAGCCAAAGCCAGUUUGAAGACAUGAGAUCAAGCUACAUUAGAGAGCUCAUCAAAGCAAUUGGUUUGAGGCAGAAAGGAGUUGUCUCUAGUUCCCAGCGUUUCUAUCAACUUACAAAACUUCUGGAUAGCUUGCAUGAUCUUGUCAAACAACUUCAUCUAUACUGCUUGAACACAUUUAUCCAGUCCCGGGCACUGAGUGUUGAAUUUCCAGAAAUGAUGUCUGAAGUUAUUGCUGCACAGUUACCCAAGAUCUUGGCAGGGAUGGUGAAACCUCUUCUCUUUCAUAAAAAGUGAAUGUCAGUUUUCUUUCAAAAAAAUAUAUCUGUGGUAUGUCAUUGUUUUGGUUAGGGUUAUGAGGUCUUUAGUUUUUAUAUUCUUCUGAACGCCUUACAUUUAUAACAUAUCAUAUUGUGUAAAUUUUUGAAAAAAAAACGUGAGAUUCUAACUUUCCUUUGUUAAGCAUCAUUCAAAUUUUAAAAGUGUCUUGUGUACCCAUAGUUUCUUUUAGAGUUUUUAAGACUGAAAGAUUGUUGAAGUAAAUUAUGUCUUAUCCAUAUUAUUUCAUACCAUUUAGGUGAGACUUUUUAACUUUUGCAUCAAACAAAUCUUCUACUUUAGAAAAAAAAUUCACAUGUAAUAAUAAAAAUCUAUUAUAUAUACUACUUACGGAUAACUCACUUUACCUUCCUAGUUAUGUUUAGAGAAAUGAAUCUUUAAAUGGCAGGCAAACUUUAAACAAAAAAUUUAUAAUCUUAACUAGAUUUUCAAAAAWUUUUAAUGGAAAAAAAUAUAGAAAUGGAGUAUAAAACCAAAAAUGGAUUGAUGUUUCUCAAAGUAGGCAAAACAACUCACAUGUUAAGAUCAUUGUCCAGGCCAGAAAUAUGGAUCUCUAGUAAAGAAAUUAAUAUGUAGCCAUGUUGUAGUAACAGUAUUGGGGCUUUUGUUGGCUUUUUAUUAAAUAUUUUGGGGGAGAGAAUUGUCCUCAAAUAAAAUAUUGCAAUUAGAAAAUAGAGGUCAGAAGAUUUUUGUGACCUAAUUCCAUUCCUUAUCAUUGGUGACAUGCAGAAAGUCACUCGAUCUUACUGAUUUUCAAUUUCCUGAUCUUUAAAAGUAAAAUGUAAGAAUAUCUUUCCUGCCAAAUGCUUCUUUUGGCCAGAGUUUCUCAUUAACAUCUUCUCAAACCAAAGAUAGAAGGAAGGGAAGGAGAAAAGGAGGAAAGAAGCUUAAAAGAAGAAAGGGAUAAAUAUAUACAUAUAUAUUUUUUUUUUCCUUCCCUCCAUUAUUCAAACAUUUGAGGAUGGUGUUUUUCAGUGAAAUAUAAUAGAUGAUUCUCAGGUUGAAAAAUUUUGUGAGUGCCUCUGAUCCAAAUCUAAAGGAUACUUCAGGAAAUAGAUGAAUCUCAGGUUGUGAGCUUCUGACCCAAUUCUGUGAGAGCUGCUUCAGGAAUUAAUAGUUAAUGGCUUAAAACAGUACACCCAAUUACAAAAACUAGAAAGCACACAAUUCACAUUGCUACUUGAAUUGAAAAUAUUCCUUUGGAAGACAAACAAGAGUAAUUUUGUCUGUGGUGAAUCACUGGAGAUACUUUUUUUUACAAAAGAAAAAUAUAUAAAAGAAAAUAUAUACAUAUAUGUAUAUAUACACACACACAUAUGUAUGUGUAUAUAUACAUAUAUAUAUUUGGUACUUGGUAUAUGUACCAGCUGUUCAUUAGACCUAUCUGGCCCAUAGAAUGUGUACAUAUACCAAGUUCCUACUGAUGGUGAAAUGCAAUCAAAAUCAAUUAUUUCCUUUUAUAAAGUAAUUUAUAUCAAUUUUAGGCAUAUAUAUAUGUAUGUGCAAAA
This is a messenger RNA of Urocitellus parryii (Arctic ground squirrel), 4667 nucleotides long. It is a transcript of the gene Pgr, whose product is annotated as progesterone receptor. NCBI's taxonomy places the organism in Eukaryota, Metazoa, Chordata, Mammalia, Rodentia, Sciuridae. Gene Ontology annotation, molecular function: steroid binding; sequence-specific DNA binding; nuclear steroid receptor activity. Gene Ontology annotation, cellular component: nucleus. The record is from RefSeq and is a predicted model, not a curated record. Gene Ontology annotation, biological process: regulation of DNA-templated transcription; steroid hormone receptor signaling pathway.